AUGCAAGCAGAAAUUAUUCCGGCGGACAUCGCGAGAUAUAGCUUCACUAGUGCUGUUUGGCGAGGUUUCGUACCUCCCAAGAUUGAGCUGAUUUCUUGGUUUGUAUUAGACGGCAGAGUAAACACCAAAGAUAGAUUGUGUAGGCUAGGCGUUAUUGCACCGAAUGAUAACAUGUGUGUGUUGUGCUGUAAGGCCGUAGAGUCUGCGUUUCAUUUGUUUAUUGGGUGUGAGGUCACUUGUCAGGUGUGGAGUGCUUGGCUGUUUGCUCUUGGGAGGCUCUGGACAAUGCCAGGUUCACUAAAGGAGCACUUUCAAAGCUGGACGACUGGUUCAGUGAGGAAGGAAGACACCAGGCGGUGGUUCAUGGGUUUUUAUGCUGUUAUAUGGACAAUUUGGGUUGAAAGGAAUGCGACGAUCUUCAGGAAUCAAGAUACUAAUGUGGAGGGAAUUAUCAGCAUGUCCUUCGAGUUCUCUGAUGAAUGGUUUGGUGGUGAACCAUAUGGUUAUUGA
Molecule: messenger RNA, 510 nt
Organism: Arachis stenosperma
Lineage: Eukaryota; Viridiplantae; Streptophyta; Magnoliopsida; Fabales; Fabaceae
Exons: 1
Coding region: 1-510 (169 amino acids)
Source: RefSeq, a predicted model, not a curated record